UAUUCACAUUCAUUCAUAAUCAAACAGCAAACUUCUUCAUCCUCUUCACCCUCUCAAAAAAAAAUCACUCUCUCUCAAAAUUUAGAAAGUGUGUUCGGAGUUUUGAAUAUAAUCUCCGAAUAAUGGCCUCUCUGAAGCUGAAGCCCCACUCGCGGUACAGCUCGUACGACACACGCUCCUCAACUUCCUCGCACUUUUCCGACCCAUCUUCAUCCACCGAACAACUAAACAAGCUGAGCUCUUCAUCUUCUUCUUCAAAAGCACUCGUUGUCAAGUCCUCCAGGCCGUCCGAUCUGUCCUCCCACACCAAAUCCAAGCCUUCAAAUCCCAACUUAGCCACAAUGGUGAAGAAGUUCAUGGAGAAGAAGCCAUCGUCUUCUUCGUCGAAGGCGGUGAAGAUGGUGAUUCCGUCGGACGUGAUUGCAGAGGACUUGAAGAAGUCGGUGAGGAAAGGCACGAGCUUCAAAGGCUUGCAUAAGAAGCUGUUUGGGGCUGGGAAUGAAACGGCAGCCUUUGAGAGUAAGAAAAAGAAGGAGGUGAAGGCUUUGACUGAGGUGAAGGAGAACACGAGGACUUUGGCGAUGGUGUUGAGGAGUGAGAGAGAGCUUCUGGGUAUGAAUAAGGAGCAAGAGAUGGAGAUUUCUCAGCUUAAGUUCAUGCUUGAGGAGAAGAGCACAGAGGUUGAGAAGUUAAAGGAUUUGUGUUUGAAGCAACGGGAAGAAAUUAAGGCAUUGAAGAGUGCGAUACUAUUCCCAGAUGUUCUGAACUCUCAACUUCAAGGACUUCUAGAGAAGCAAAAUUCAGAGUUGAAACAAGCGAAACAGCUCAUCCCAACUCUCCAAAGGCAGGUCACUUCUCUCACAGGUCAACUACAAUACCUUGCAGAAGAUCUUGCUGAGGUGAAAGCAGAUAAACAUUCAGCAAGAGCAUGUUUCCAACAUCAUGGCAGUUCUCCAAGGACACCAAUAUAUGAUCUUGAACAGGCCUCUAAUUCUUUGGACUUUAGCUCUGGUGAUCCAACAACUCCUGGUAGUCCAGAUGACAUGUUCCUCAAGGAUGUAAAUCCCUGCUUAACGCCCUAUUGCGCCAAGUCAAAAUCCAAAGAAUUUGAGGCAACGGGCUAUGAUUCUCCAGAUGAUGAAUUCCUAUUUGAAAACAAUAUGGAGAUCGGAUUUAACUCACGAGUGAGGAAGAUGUCCAAAAGUUCUGAUUGUUGCCAAAAUGCCAAUACAGGGAGCACAAUGGCCAGAGCAGCUCGUAGAUCAGAUGAAACCAAAUGCACAUAUGGAAAGCAAAUGCACCAUAAACUUUUCUAGAUAAUGUCAAUCCCCCUUUUUUGUUAAGCAUUGAUCUCAUCUCUAGUUCUUUUCCUACCUGUAUCAGUGUAUUGACUGUAAUUUUGGUCGGUAUUAAAUACAUCAUUUCAUAUAUUGUUAGAAAAUUAAGCCUAAAUGAUGUUAAUCUAUUUGAGCAGUACAUUGCGCCCCCCUCCCCU
This is a messenger RNA of Quercus lobata, 1495 nucleotides long. RefSeq lists its product as uncharacterized. The record is from RefSeq and is a predicted model, not a curated record. The coding region runs from base 123 to 1316 and encodes 397 amino acids. Lineage: Eukaryota; Viridiplantae; Streptophyta; Magnoliopsida; Fagales; Fagaceae. The transcript has 5 exons.